Molecule: messenger RNA, 4961 nt
Organism: Empidonax traillii (willow flycatcher)
Lineage: Eukaryota; Metazoa; Chordata; Aves; Passeriformes; Tyrannidae
Gene: GAPVD1
Product: GTPase activating protein and VPS9 domains 1
Exons: 28
Coding region: 340-4803 (1487 amino acids)
Biological process (GO): vesicle-mediated transport; regulation of GTPase activity
Cellular component (GO): endocytic vesicle; cytosol
Molecular function (GO): guanyl-nucleotide exchange factor activity; small GTPase binding
Source: RefSeq, a predicted model, not a curated record
GAGCCCCCCCAUUGGCCGGCUGCGACCAAGCUGGCCUCUCGCGAUUGGCGAGCUCCGCGCGGCCGCUCCGCCGUGCCAGGCGCGCCCCCCUCGCGCCUCCCCAUUGGUUCCACCCGGCGGCCCCGCCACGGGGAAGCGCGAGCCAAGCGGAGCCGUCCCAUUGGCUGGGCGGGACCACGGCCGGGGGGAAGGGGGAGCAUUUCUGGAAGUUUCCAUGGUUACCGGGGGGGGGGCGCCACCGUCUCCCGGGGACACCGGGGGGCAGCGAGAGGGAAGGCGGGCGGCCGAGCAGGGACGGAGCCGAGUGGGUGGGUGCUGUGUCCCCCCUGGCUGCCCACCAUGGUGAAGCUGGACAUCCACACGCUGGCCCACCACCUGAAGCAGGAGCGGCUCUACGUGACCGCCGAGAAGCAGCUGAUCCAGCGGCUCAACGCGGACGUGCUGAAGACGGCGGAGAAGCUGUACCGCACCGCCUGGAUCUCCAAACAGCAGCGCAUCAACCUGGACAGGCUCAUCAUCACCAGUGCUGAAGCUUCUCCUGCCGAAUGUUGCCAGCAUGCAAAAGUCUUGGAGGACACGCAGUUUGUGGAUGGAUAUAAGCAGCUGGGAUUUCAGGAGACUGCUUAUGGAGAAUUCCUGAACAGACUGAGAGAGAACCCAAGGCUUAUUGCGUCCUGCCUGGUUGCUGGAGAGAAGCUCAACCAGGACAACACUCAGAGUGUCAUUCACACAGUCUUUACCUCCAUUUAUGGCAACUGCAUCAUGCAGGAGGAUGAGAGUUACCUCCUGCAGGUCCUCCGUUACCUGAUCGAGUUUGAACUCAAGGAGAGCGACAACCCCCGGCGGCUGCUCAGACGAGGCACCUGUGCCUUCAGCAUCUUGUUCAAACUUUUCUCUGAGGGACUCUUCUCUGCAAAACUCUUUCUUACUGCAACCUUACAUGAGCCAAUCAUGCAGCUUUUGGUUGAAGAUGAAGACCACCUGGAAACCGAUGCAAACAAGUUAAUUGAGAGAUUCUCCCCAGUACAGCAGGAAAAGUUAUUUGGAGAGAAAGGCACAGAAAAGUUCAAGCAAAGAGUCCAAGAGAUGGUUGACUCCAAUGAGGCCAAGCUGGUGACCUUGGUCAACAAAUUCAUUGGCUAUCUCAAACAAAACACUUACUGUUUCCCUCACAGCUUGAGGUGGAUUGUGUCGCAGAUGUACAAAACGCUGUCGUGUGUGGACAGGCUGGAGGUUGGGGAGGUCAGAGCAAUGUGCACAGAUCUUCUUCUGGCCUGUUUCAUCUGCCCUGCAAUCGUUAACCCAGAGCAAUAUGGGAUCAUUUCUGAUGCUCCUAUAAAUGAGGUUGCAAGAUUUAAUCUGAUGCAGGUUGGGAGGCUUCUGCAGCAGCUGGCAAUGACGGGCUCUGAGGAGGGAGAUCCACGUACCAAGAGCAACCUUGCUAAAUUUGACAAAAGCUGUGUGGCUGCUUUCCUGGACGUGGUCAUCGACGGGCGGGCGGUGGAGACGCCUCCCAUGUCUGCUGUCAACCUGCUGGAGGGGCUGAGCAGGACCGUGGUGUACAUGACAUACAGCCAGCUGACCACUCUGGUUGGCUUUAUGCGCAACGUGAUGUCCAGCGAUCAGCUCAAGGAAGAUCGGAUGGCUUUGGAAAACUUGCUGGCAAACUUACCCCAGAACAAGCCAGGGAAAAGCAGCAGCCUUGAAAUGACUCCAUAUAACACCCCCCAGCUUUCUCCUGCGACCACUCCAGCUAACAAAAAAAACCGGCUACCGAUAGGACAGCAAUUGGCAGCCAUUACUGCCUGGGAUACCUCUGCCACCAAUCUGUCAGCUCACAUAACUCUAGUAACCCCUUUUGCAACUCGAAGCAGAAGUAGAUCAAAUAUUCUAAUGGAUCAGCACGGAGAUCAUGAAGGAUCCUCUCAGGAGACUAUCCCAGAAGUUCAACCGGAAGAAGUGCUGGUGAUUUCUUUGGGGACAGGUCCACAGAUUACUCCAGGAAUGAUGUCAGAAAAUGAGGUCUUAAAUAUGCAGCUUGCAGAUGGCGGGCAAGAUGUCCCCAUUGACGAAACCAAACUCCAUGGUAAACCUGAUAAAACCUUGCGCUUUUCCCUCUGCAGUGAUAAUCUGGAAGGAAUAUCUGAAGGUCCUUCAAACCGCUCCAACUCGGUGUCCUCGCUGGAUCUGGAAGGGGAGUCGGUGUCAGAGCUCGGCGCGGGCCCCUCCGGCAGCAACGGCGUGGAGGCUCUGCAGCUGCUGGAGCACGAGCAAGCCACAACUCAGGAUAAUCUGGAUGACAAGCUCCGUAAGUUUGAAAUCCGCGAUAUGAUGGGUUUGACUGAUGACAGAGACAUAUCAGAAACCGUGAGCGAAACCUGGAGCACAGAUGUCUUGGGAAGUGACUUCGACCCCAACAUGGACGAGGACCGGCUGCAGGAGAUCGCAGGUGCAGCUGCAGAGAACAUGCUAGGCAGCUUGCUGUGUUUGCCAGGUUCAGGAUCCGUGUUGCUUGAUCCCUGCACAGGUUCAACCAUAUCAGAAACCACAAGUGAGGCGUGGAGUGUGGAAGUAUUACCAAGUGAUUCAGAGGCUCCAGACUUAAAACAGGAGGAAAGACUCCAAGAACUGGAGAGCUGUUCUGGGCUGGGCAGCACGUCUGAUGACACAGAUGUGAGGGAGGUCAGCUCUCGACCCAGCACUCCAGGACUCAGCGUUGUGUCAGGUAUUAGUGCAACAUCUGAAGAUAUUCCUAACAAGAUUGAGGAUCUCAGAUCUGAAUGUAGCUCUGACUUUGGGGGAAAAGAUUCUGUGACAAGUCCUGAUAUGGAUGAAACAGCCCAUGGAGCCAGUCAUUUGACAUCUCCUCCUUCUCAGACAGAUUCUUUGCUUGCAUUGUUUGACCCUCUGUCCUCAAAUGAGGGAGUGUCAGCUGUAGUAAGGCCUAAAGUGCACUAUGCAAGACCCUCCCAUCCACCUCCAGAUCCGCCCAUUUUGGAAGGAGCCGUGGGAGGUAACGAGGCCCGACUGCCAAACUUUGGGUCUCACGCCCUGAUUCCAACUGACCUGGAGGCCUUCAAGCAGAGACAUUCCUACCCGGAGAGGCUGGUGCGCAGCAGGAGCUCAGACAUCGUGUCGUCGGUGCGGAGGCCCAUGAGCGAUCCCGGCUGGAACAGGCGUCCUGGGAACGAGGAGCGGGAGCUGCCCAUGGCCACCGGCAGCGCCGGAGCAGCUGUGCUGGCAGCCACGUCCCAGUCAUCCUCUUCAUCUCCCAGCAAGGACUCCUCCAGGGGAGAGAUUGAGGAACGAAAAGACAGCGAUGAUGAGAAGUCUGACAGGAACAAGCCCUGGUGGAGGAAACGUUUUGCAUCUGCCAUGCCCAAAGCUCCUAUUCCGUUUAGAAAGAAAGAAAAACAAGAAAAAGACAAAGAUGACAUGGUGCCUGACAGAUACGCAACACUUCAAGAUGAUCCCAGCCCAAGGCUCAGUGCACAGGCACAAGCUGCUGAGGACAUUCUGGACAAAUACAGGAAUGCAAUCAAGAGAACCAGUCCCAGUGAAGGAGCCAUAGUGAACUAUGACAGUGCAGAGGCUCUUGGGGAUGGUGAGAGCAUGCACGACUCCCCACGGGAUGAGGCGUUGCAGAACAUGUCUGCAGACGAUCUCCCAGACUCUGCCAGUCAAGUAGCACAACCACAGAGUUCUGCUUUCUCCUAUAGGGAUGCAAAGAAGAAAUUGAGAUUGGCUCUUUGUUCAGCAGAUUCAGUUGCCUUCCCGAUGUUGACCCACUCAACACGGAAUGGUCUCCCCGACCACACAGACCCCGAAGAUAAUGAAAUUGUGUGCUUCUUGAAAGUUCAGCUGGCCGAAGCCAUCAACCUCCAGGACAAGAACCUGAUGGCGCAGCUGCAGGAGACGAUGCGCUGCGUGAGCCGCUUCGAUAACAGGACCUGUCGGAAGCUGCUGGCCUCCAUUGCAGAGGACUAUAGGAAAAGAGCUCCAUAUAUCGCUUAUUUAACUCGCUGUCGCCAAGGCCUGCAGACGACACAAGCACACCUGGAAAGGCUCUUGCAGAGAGUUCUACGAGAUAAAGAAGUGGCCAACAGAUACUUCACUACAGUAUGUGUGAGGUUACUGCUGGAGAGCAAAGAAAAGAAAAUAAGGGAAUUUAUUCAAGAUUUCCAGAAGCUCACAGCAGCAGAUGAUAAAACAGCCCAAGUUGAGGAUUUCCUUCAGUUCCUGUACGGGGCUAUGGCUCAGGAUGCCAUAUGGCAGAAUGCCAGUGAGGAACAGCUUCAGGAUGCACAAUUAGCCAUCGAGCGCAGUGUGAUGAAUCGCAUUUUCAAACUUGCCUUCUACCCUAAUCAGGAUGGAGAUAUUCUGCGUGACCAGGUCCUUCAUGAGCACAUACAGAGGUUAUCCAAAGUAGUGACUGCAAACCACAAGGCCCUUCAGAUACCUGAGGUGUAUCUCCGGGAGGCACCGUGGCCGUCGGCACAGUCUGAAAUCCGCACGAUAAGUGCUUACAAAACCCCCCGAGACAAGGUGCAGUGUAUCCUGAGGAUGUGCUCCACCAUCAUGAACCUGCUCAGCCUGGCCAACGAGGAUUCAGUACCCGGGGCAGAUGAUUUUGUUCCUGUUUUGGUUUUUGUCCUCAUAAAGGCAAACCCCCCUUGCCUGCUGUCCACCGUGCAGUACAUCAGCAGUUUCUAUGCCAACUGUUUGUCUGGAGAGGAGUCGUACUGGUGGAUGCAGUUCACGGCAGCCGUGGAGUUCAUCAAAACCAUCGAUGAUCGCAAGUAACUCGCUCAGCACGUGCAUGGGCAGACUGUGAGCAGGAGAGGAGUGUCUGAGAAUGUACAACAGCUGCAAAAGCUGAAGAAGAGACUUUCCUUGUAUAAUACUGUACAGAAUUGAGGCAUUUUAAAACACACCUUUACUAAUCUAAUUAAUUUAAGAGA